Messenger RNA from Polistes dominula (European paper wasp), 1192 nucleotides. RefSeq names its product caveolin-3. Gene Ontology annotation, biological process: caveola assembly. Gene Ontology annotation, molecular function: molecular adaptor activity. The record is from RefSeq and is a predicted model, not a curated record. NCBI's taxonomy places the organism in Eukaryota, Metazoa, Arthropoda, Insecta, Hymenoptera, Vespidae. Gene Ontology annotation, cellular component: caveola.
AAAAAAAAAAAAAAAAAGAAACAAAUGUCUACAAGAAAACCAAACACUUAUAAACCACGGUCUUUAUUUUCGCGAAUCGAUAUUUUCUUGCGAUUAUGACGUUGAAUUCAAGGUAGAACACAUACACACACACACACACACAAGUAAAUUUUAUAUAGUUUUGCAAGUUAGUUUUUGUACAUGCCACGCUAUCGCUUCGAUACAUUUUUCUUUCGACUCACUCGUAAUACAGAUUGCAAACCGUUCGAGUCGUUAAUUUGAUUUUCUUUCCUAAUCGUAUACUAGUAUUAAAUAAUAAUAAUAAUCUUUUCGUAUGAAUAAAUUAAUUGUUUGUUAAAAUAAAAAUGUCUUUCUGUUGCCCUUUUCUUUUUUCUUUGGAUACAUUUUAUCGUUUCGAUAAAGAUCGAUCGUAAAGCGGGAUCAUCGUGAAAUCUCGCCAUACGGUAUAACUCUGGAUAUAAUAUAUUAUUAAAAGAAAAAAUGAUCAAUGUUAGGAUACUUUGUCGCAUUCCAGUGUGGCUUUAGUAUUCAUUCGCGAUAUUAAUGCAGUUCGUCGUGGUAUUCAUAUUGGCGAGAAAGCAUUGAUUCGUUUUUAACUGUUAAACGAAAAAGAAAGAUUGAAGCCAACGUUUAAAGGAUGUUGGCUAGAUUGAAGAACGCCUGUCAGUGUCCAACACCGAACUGCAACUUUCAUCUUCCAGGAAUGGAAAAACCGGAAUCAUCCGCCGACGGUGCCAGUGCUAUGGAUCUUGAAGACAGGGAUCCGAAUAAUCUCAACCAACAUCUUCAAGUGAUGUGGGACGAUGUGAUCGGCGAACCGGAAGGCAUUCGAAGUCCCGAGUGCGCUUGGCGCUUGAGUGGCCACUGUUUUCGCCUUUCGAGGGGUUGCUGUUACAUAUUUCUCUCGGUCUUGGUUGCACCCUUGCUAGCACUUUGCCUUGGAUUUACAUUCGCCUGUCUUGCCUUCGAGCACAUAUGGUGUGUGGCCCCUUGUCUUCGUGUAUGGAAAAUAACUUGUGCAGCUACCAGAAACUUUUUCACAGCUUUCGUACAAGCCAUCGUUCGUCCCGUUGCUGACGCCCUUGGAUAUCUCUUUAACAAUAUACGCGUUUUUAAUCAAAAAUUACCAGACGGUCCCGAAAGAAAAGACGACAUUCUUAUUGUAUGAAAAUUCAAUUUACAAAUAUUUCUA